Messenger RNA from Saccostrea echinata, 2444 nucleotides. RefSeq lists its product as uncharacterized. Bases 104 to 1978 code for a protein of 624 amino acids. Lineage: Eukaryota; Metazoa; Mollusca; Bivalvia; Ostreida; Ostreidae. The record is from RefSeq and is a predicted model, not a curated record. The transcript is spliced from 5 exons. Gene Ontology annotation, molecular function: protein binding.
AAUCACAAUUCAGGCUAAAAUUAAAAAGUUAGAUCGCAUCGCCUUUUUUGUUUUUAUGAAGUCGUGUGUCGUUGAUUAGUAUUCAGUGAGUGUUCAGAACAAAAUGAGUUACCAGAAGUUUUACACCAAUCCUAUCCAGUCUAGCUCCUUGCUUUGCCAGCUCGCCUCUAUGUGGAGGAAUGAUAUAAUGUGUGAUGCUGUCAUACGAGCAGGCACGGUCAACACGAAGGCUCAUAGAGUUGUUAUGAUGGCAGCAUGCCCUAUGCUGCAGUCCAUGGAGCAUGCAGCAUCAGGCUCCCAGCUAGAGAUUCGACUGUCCCCAGACAUUAAGCAGCAGUCUAUUCUGUCAUUCCUUCAGUACUUGUAUGAGGGAUUUAUGUUGGUAACAGAAGACAACUACAGAGAUAUUGAGAAGAUAGGACGUCUCUUACAAGUGGACAGUGUUAUUAAGUGCUGUGCUGAUUUCUGUAAGAGUCUGAUGGACAGAGUUGGUGCAUUGUCUGGCAGAGACCAGUACCGCUAUACUUUCUGUGAUAUGAUUGAGUUCCGUCAUGUCCGCACCUCAGAAUUACAGAGAACCCUGCCAGACACUCAGGUCAAAAGGUCACACGAUCUGUCUCAUGAUACCUGUUUGAAAAAAACUAAAAGAAGACAUAACAGCAGUCAGAUGACAGCUACCACCAUUAAGCAUGGCAACAAUUCUGAUCAGUCAAAGAAUCCUCAAGAAGGAGAUGUUCUACAGGACAGUUUAGAGCUAGUACAGACUGAGCCAAAUGACAGGGGAGGAUCCUGUCUUAGUGUUGGGGUGGGUGUCAUCAGUCACAGUGACUAUAAUAAAGAGACGAGUGUCGUGACACCCACAGAAGAGUGUUGUGACAGUGCUCAUACGUGCACUCCUCCUUCACUAUCCACCUCAUCCACAGGGUCCAGAACACCAGGUCCCUCCUCAGCUAAAAGCCAAGCUAGAGGAUUGUCACCCAGUGUUAGCUCCACAGCAAUAUUUGAUGGUAAUGAGGAGGUUCCUGGGGAUCUUAGUGAAAGGACUCUUGUGAUAGCUAGUGAUCAGGAGUCAGACUCCUGUGAUCCAAAUAAAUACACAGGAUCUAAGUCACAAAGAACAGAGUUGGAGGAUAAAAUCAGUCCUGAUUUGAGCAUUGUGAAGGUAGAAUCUGGGACUCUAGACCAAGAGAGACACCGGCUAUUGGAGCAAGAGCAGGUCGCUGCAGAGUAUAGGGACACUGGUCAGCUACAGAAGUCAAGGUCAUUAGAAAACAUGGAUAUAGGUCAACAGCGUAAUACUAGAAGGUCAUCUGACGGGACAGCUCAAAGAAACUUAGACAGUGAGACUAUACGGAAUGAUCAUUCCAGGUUUAACUCUGGGAGUGUGAUACAAAGGCAUUCAGAUACUCAGCCCCCCUCUACACAGGUCGCUCAGGACAACUACCUCCAGGAACAGCAGCUAGCUGUGGAUCACAGAAGUUAUCCACAAAGAACAAAUCAACAAGGUAAACAGUCCAGGUCUCAUGUAGUCUCCACAAGUCCAUACACCACAUUACCUGUAACCUCUUCAUUGUUUCUACCUCCAAUAUCUGCAUUGUCCCCCCUCAUACUGCCUCCAACUGUCCAUCACCUUGUCACCACAAAACCACCUCCCUCGGGUCUGAUUGACCUAUCAGAGGAUAGGAAGGGGGAUAGUAGACAAUCGGGGGACAGUCAGCCCCCUGCGGUGCACAAACUGAUGUAUAUCCCUAACAGAAAGCCUUGUACCUGGUGUCAGAUCAAGGGGGUGAAAACCAAGUCUGGAUGGUACUGUUACGCCAGCUAUAAGUGUGAUGUUUGUGACGUUCCUCUGUGUAAACAAGGCCGAGUUUGUUUCCAAGAAUACCACAGACACAUAGGUAUACCAGACUCAGAGACUAUCAACCCUAGCAAUGAGACCACCAGUCCAUUUUUCUUUGAGUUUAGCUCUAACAAAUAGGCUUGGUGAAAUUUUACUAUAUAAGUGUUACACCCUUAUACAGGGUCUUCUGCCUGCACAACUACUUAAGAUGACCACCCAGUUUUAUUUUAAGUCAUACAUACUCAGAUUAUAGUAAGAACUCUGCAGCAAAUAUGUAAAAGGCAGUGUCUUGUAAAUAAUUGUGGUGUUUACAAUUUGUCUUGUAAUAACUUCUUGUUGUGAUAUCUAGGUAAUAUUUAGGUGUUGUCAGUUGGCCGUAAUAUGAAGAUGCUUUGUAAUUAUUAGAACUAUUUGUGAGUGGUUUAGUUUGUGAACAGAUUAGUAAUCUAUUUAUUAUUGAUGUCAGUAAGAUAUUUUUAUAAAGUGCUGGCACUGUACAGUCUAUCCACCUAUCUUUGUCUUCCUGUUAUCUGUCACUACUUUCUAUGUUGCAAUGAUAAAGUACUUUUCAACCCACAGACUUUACAUUUACUAGGUAGUUGAA